AUGAUUCGCGAACUGCUGUACGGAGUCGCAGCCGCCGCACUGCUGGCCUACACGGCAGACUUCCUGUUCAGCCUCCGCGACGACCCCCGCGAGCCGCCCCGAGUACGGCCAGCGAUCCCCCUCGUCGGCCACGUCCUAGGCAUCAUGAGGCGAGGUCCAACAUACUACACCGAAACGAGGUUCGUCUGCUCUGCUCACGUCAAGACCCUCCAGGCGGGACGCCCGCUCACAGCCGAGUCCAAAAAGCAACGCCGCGUCUGCGGAGAUGCACACCCUCGGAAUAUUCCAAAACACGCCAAGACGCUGUCUUUCCGGCCGUUCCUGCAAAUAACCGCCCGCAAGCACGGCGAUGCCUCGGACAAGACGUACGAGAUAUACGGGGGCGACUUGACGGACCGUCUGAGUCACGCGGUGCGAAGCAGCCUCGCGCCCGGGUCACACCUGGACGAGCAGAAUCUGCGGAUGGGCAAGCGCGUCUUGCUCGAGGUGGACGACUUGCUGGGUCGUGGAGCAGCCUCUGGAGCGCAGAGCAUUCGCCUGCUCGAGUGGACGCGGCAUCUUGUGGUUCAGGCAUCGAGCUGCGGUGUCUACGGCGACCAACACCCCCUUCUUGAUCCCGAGGUAGAAGGCGCUUUCUGGUAUGAGCUCCCGGGAACCUCUGGCCUUCUGCUCCGCACCGGCGAAAGGCUAACCUUUGCAAACAUCGGCAGGGAGUGGCAGAAAUACCUCACGGCUCAUCUGGCGGGCCUGGAUGUGUUCGGCAAGGGAUACAAGCAGCGGAAAGUCGUCUACGACGCCUACGUCAAGUACUGUCGGGAACUUCCGAAUGACGGAUCCGAACUGGCCCGACAGCACAAGAGGGUCAUUCGGGAAGCCGGCGUAGACGAGCUCGACUACGCGAAGCAAGCGUCGCUAUUCACCAUUGCCGUCUUCGGCAACACGGCACCGACGCUCUACUGGACCGUCUGGGAGGUGUUUUCUAGGCCCGGGAUCCUCGCCGAGAUCAGGGACGAGGUGGAAUCGCGUGUCGUUUCGACGUCAAGCGACGGCGAGUUCACGCUGCACGUCGCGGCUCUCAAGUCCAAAUGUCCCGUCCUGUUGUCUGUGUUCCAAGAGACCCAGCGCACGCGUCACGUCAACGCUAGCUUUCGAAAGGUCAUGGCGGACACUGUGCUGGGCGGUCGCUAUCUUCUCAAGGCCGGCAACUUUGUCCAGAUGCCCGGGCAACCUAUUCACGGCAACACCAGCCUCUGGGGGGACGGGGCCAUGGAGUUUGAUCCCUACCGAUUUGUGCCAGACAAGAAGAAAGACGCUGCGGCCUUGCCGCCCAGCGGGUUCGUGGCAUGGGGAGCACCGCCGCAUCUGUGUCCUGCGAGGCAGUUUGCCGCCGUCGAGGUCUUGAUUGCGACGGCGCUGUUGGCCGUGAGGGCUGAUUUGCAACCCCAUGGCGGCGCGUGGGACAAGUCCCCUGCGCUGAAUUACAAUGACUUAUCUACGUUGCUGAAUCCCAACAAGGAUGUUCGCGUUUCUGUUGCUGCCCGCCAAAGGUGGGUGGGCAAGUGGUCUUUGGAGAUGGGAGAAAGCAGGAGUCGCGUUCCGCUCGCCUCGGGAUAA
Messenger RNA from Metarhizium album ARSEF 1941, 1614 nucleotides. Its product is annotated as Cytochrome P450. The coding region runs from base 1 to 1614 and encodes 537 amino acids. NCBI's taxonomy places the organism in Eukaryota, Fungi, Ascomycota, Sordariomycetes, Hypocreales, Clavicipitaceae. Gene Ontology annotation, molecular function: iron ion binding; monooxygenase activity; oxidoreductase activity, acting on paired donors, with incorporation or reduction of molecular oxygen. The record is from RefSeq and is a predicted model, not a curated record. The transcript is spliced from 2 exons.